Messenger RNA from Monoraphidium neglectum, 851 nucleotides. RefSeq lists its product as hypothetical. The transcript has a single exon. The annotation marks the transcript as partial. Lineage: Eukaryota; Viridiplantae; Chlorophyta; Chlorophyceae; Sphaeropleales; Selenastraceae. The record is from RefSeq and is a predicted model, not a curated record.
GCGACAGAUGGUGCCUGAAAGAACUGAUGGUGGAGGGCCGCCCUGUGUCACGCGCCGUAGUGGUGGCCUGGAUCAAGGUGGUGUACGAUCUCUCGCCAGCCUCGUACGAAAGUGACAACGGCGACAGUGACGAUAGCGAGAGCGACGAAGACGGCGAAGGCGCAGAGGCGGACGCCCUCAGCCUGCUGCUUUUCGCAGACGCGGUCGGCUCCAGCAGCCGCGUCAUGCGCGGGUGCUACGACAGCUGCAGCGGGCAGUUUGACAGCAUACACGUGGACCUGGACGGGGAGUGUGUGGAGCUGCAGCUUGACGGGCGGGGAUACGCGACAGAUAGCAACAACCUCGUGGAAGCAACAAUGACAGGCGAGCGUGAAAUCCCUCUCUCAGCCUCUGCGGCGGCAGCGGUGCACGAGCUGGGGCCCAAGGCGGCCGCGCAGCUGGAGCCCAUGCUGCACCUGGCCUACCGCCUUGGGCUUGAGGAGCUGCAGGAGAAGCUGCACGCCGUCAUCUUUGGGAACGCUGUGUUCAGCGAUUCGAUCUUCUCGGAGGACACUGUCCCCUCCAUCCUCACCGACCGCGUGAUGGCGGCAGUGCCCAAGGCGGGGCUGCGUGACGCUUGGUGGGACCACAUUACCAGGAAGGCGUGCCUUAAAUCCCGUCACAGCGCGCUGUUCGGGAAAGCAGAGGACAGCGCGCCGAUCCCCACUGAGCUCGUGCUAGGACAGCCGCUUCUGGGGACACCAGCAGGCACCAAGCUGCGGGUCAAGAUAGACCUCCAGGACGGCACAAUUGUUAGGGAGGCCGACAAAGAAUUAUGCCUCAAUUGCAGCCUCGUGGUUGGAAACGUGUAG